AUGUUUCCCACUUCUUCAUCGUGCCGCCAGCUCAUCUCUCUCUCUAUCCCAUCCCGAAGCAAGAAGUACUAUCCAGGAUGGCGCGACCCAUUCAGCCUCACCGACUAUGACAACCUGAGUAAGGGGUAUCCCUCUGUUACAGAUCAGUGGGAGAGUGAGUGGUCAUCGACCAAAGUUGUUCCGCAUGAAUUGAAGGCGUUUGAUAUAAAUAGGCUUCCUCACCAUCUUGUUGCUCGAAAUAGACGUGUCCCACUUCCAGUCAAAUACGACCACGAGCGGCGAUUAGCUUAUCAGCGGCGAUUAUUUGGUGUUUGUGGACUCUCAAGCGGUGUCAACCCGUGCACACUAUUCGAUUCAUGUGAGUUUUUGGCGAAGGAAAAUGAAUUAAGAAAACGGUUGGAGCCAGAUAUUGAGGAGUUUAAACGGAUGGAAGCUGAGGAGAAGGCGAUGAAAGCGAAGGUGGAGGAAGAAAAGAUUCGCAAAAUCACGGAGAAUCUGGAGCGCUUGCCUGAAAUCAUGGAAAAAUAUCGAGCUAACCAGGAGAAGAAGGCACAGGAGAUACGAUCUCAGGAAGGGAAAAGGCGACAACUUCUGGAGGAGGCAUGUUUCUUUUCCAUUGUUGCUCGGGAUCGAUUCGGCUAUUACGUUGAUCGUCGUGAUCCGAAAUUCCUAAAAAUGGUCGAGGAGAAGCAGGAGGAGGCGAAAUUGGCAAAGAAGGCCUCGAAGAAGAAAUAG
This is a messenger RNA of Hydatigera taeniaeformis, 735 nucleotides long. Lineage: Eukaryota; Metazoa; Platyhelminthes; Cestoda; Cyclophyllidea; Taeniidae. The record is from the annotation of a GenBank genome assembly.